Galendromus occidentalis (western predatory mite) is the source of this 9579-nucleotide messenger RNA. RefSeq names its product wing blister (gene wb). The transcript has 37 exons. Gene Ontology annotation, biological process: tissue development; animal organ morphogenesis; axon guidance. Bases 1 to 9579 code for a protein of 3192 amino acids. Gene Ontology annotation, molecular function: extracellular matrix structural constituent. Lineage: Eukaryota; Metazoa; Arthropoda; Arachnida; Mesostigmata; Phytoseiidae. Gene Ontology annotation, cellular component: basement membrane. The record is from RefSeq and is a predicted model, not a curated record.
AUGACCGGCAGGAAGAUGCGCUCGCCGGAGACGCGGAGGUUUUUAGUGUUUCUAGUGCUUAUCACGGGUUUUGCCUCGACGAAGGCGUUCUAUCCGCUGUACCCAGAAAUUCAAGACUUACACUUGCGAGCGAAUGCGAAAGCGAAUGCUACGUGCGGGGAGAGCAGACCAGAAACUUAUUGCUACUCGGCUGAGUUCGGGUCAAUCUGUAAGGUUUGCGACAGCAAUCAGAAUCGGCAUGCUGUCCAGGAUAUAUUGGAUGGUCGGAGGGAUACUUGGUGGCAGAGUCCGUCAUUGCACGAGGGCGAGAGGAACUUCGUUACGAUCACCAUAAAUCUCAAUGAGGUCUACGAGAUCACUGAAGUUGUGCUCAAAGCCCACAAAGUCAACAGACCAGGAAACUGGAUCUUGGAGAAAUCAGUAGACGGUGUCACAUUUCUGCCUUGGCAAUUCCACGCGAUCUCCAACAUGGAAUGCUGGGAAGCGUACAGGAUAAACCCAACACCCGACUUCCCGUCGUAUCAGACGGACGACCAAGUUAUCUGCACGGAAUACUUCUCGGCGCCUGGAGGGAACCAGAUGGCUUUCUUUGAAACGACCAAAGGUCGCUCUGGGGAAGCCGCAAACGGCGACACUCUGCGCCAAUUCAUGAAAGCUCGGUAUAUCCGAAUUCGAAUGCAGAAAUUGUUGGCCAGUACCCCCGAAGGCGAGAAAAGUUCCGUGACCUCUCCCACCAAGUUCGGUCAAGACGGAAAAGAGUUCUUCUAUGCCAUAAGUGACGUGGAAAUCAGAGGUCGUUGUGCCUGCAAUGGUCACGCUUCCCGAUGCAUACCGGACGGGAAUUCAGGCCAGAUGAGGUGCCAAUGCGAGCACAAUACUUGCGGCAAACACUGCGAUCAAUGCUGUCCUAAAUUCUCCGCCAAGCCGUGGGUCAGAAACGAUACAUGCACUCCUUGCGAAUGUAACGGUCACGCAACGGAAUGCAGAUUCGACGAACAAGCGGACUCGGUGUGUGUUCACUGUACCGGCAAUACCGCCGGUCAAUUUUGUGAAAAAUGCAAACCAGGAUUCUACAGGACGGCAAAUAUGCUGCCCCAUGACGAUUGCAUACCGUGCAAGUGCGGCAAAGACGGCGCGAGUGGAGACUGCGUUCCGGACAAUUCCUUCGAUCGGCGCGAGCCCGGCGAAUGUAUCUGUGCCACCGGGUACACGGGGAAAGAUUGCACGGAAUGUGAAAUCGGAUAUCGGAAAAGCGGUUCAAGCUGCAUCGAAUGCAGCUGCGAUCCCCGGGGCGCUGCCGUGAAUGAUUGCGAUGCCGAUGACUGCCGAUGCAAGUCGCACGUGAAAGGAAUCACUUGCAAUCAAUGCAAGGCAGGUUUCUACAACUUGAACUUCAACAAUCCGAACGGAUGCGCGGAAUGCUAUUGUUUCGGUAUCACGAAUCGUUGUCAAGAGAGUGAUCUACCCGUGAGGAUUAUCGAGAAAGAGCCCGCCCACUGGGAGGUCUCCGAUCUGAACAAUCAACAAAAACUACCCACUCACCCUAGUGAAGACUUCCCUGGAGCCACCAGGGAGGCUCUCCUGGACUUGGCCACCUUCAAUCCUGCCGACAAAAUCCUGUAUUGGAAAGCACCUCGCGAAUACGUCGGAGCGAAGAUGAAUUCCUACGGAGCUGCCCCGGACGUCAAAGUGUCGUUCGAGCCGUCGAGAGGAGACGUUUCGGAGGGAGGUUUCUUGGAUAAGAGGGCUGAUAUUGUUCUCAGGGGCAAGAACGGCAAACUGAUCGGAGCGGUUUCUGCCGAUGUCAAGCCGACGGAUGAACAAGCGCAGUACCACAUUCAGAAUCCUCUCCGCGAACACGGAUUCUACUACGUGUCGGACCCGGACACUGGGGAGCUCAGCAAGGAGCCGGUCUCUCGCGAGGAUUUCACCGUGAUCCUCUACGACCUUGAAGACUUCUAUGUCAGAGCUCGUUAUCACAAAGGACAAUACGCCGGAUGGCUGCACAAUGCUUCGAUGCCCGUAGCCUCUACCGAGGUGAACAGCAUUGAAAAAGCUCUUUUCCUCGAGCACUGUUUCUGCCCUGAAGGCUACGAGGGCCUUUCAUGCGAGCUCUGCGCCAAGGGAUACCGCCGAGUUAAUAACACGCUUGUCAAGGGCAUAUGCGAAAAGUGUCCGUGCAACAACCAUGUGGACCGCUGCGAUCCUUAUACGGCUCAGUGCGGACCAUGUCUUCACAACACGAUGGGAACUUUCUGUGAGAAGUGCAAGUUCGGCUUCUACGGAGACGCGACCAUCGGCAAAGAGGACGACUGCAAACCUUGCGCUUGUCCAUUGACGAUCCCGAGCAAUAAUUUCGCGGACGGCUGUAAAUCAGUCUCUGAGACAGAGUACGAGUGCAUCAAUUGCAAGCCCGGCUACACCGGGAAACAUUGCGAGCGCUGCUCGGAAGGCUACUUCGGGAACCCUACCGUUCCGGGAGGCAAGUGCAUUCCCUGCCAAUGCGGUCCCAAUGUCGACAAAAGCCGGAAAGGUUGGUGCGAUCAUCGCACGGGUUACUGCAAUUAUUGUCUCGGCAAUACGGACGGUUGGAACUGCAGUCGAUGCAAGAAACUCUUCUAUGGCAAUCCGCAAAUACCCGACUGCAAAGCGUGCGAAUGUGAUCCCGUUGGCUCUUCGGAGAUGCAAUGCGAUCCCGUCACGGGGCAAUGUAAAUGUCAUCCUGGUUUCGGAGGCCGUACGUGUAAAACAUGCGACGUCGGAUUCGGAGACAUCGCUCAGAAGUGUAUCGAGUGCAAAUGCAACCCCAUCGGAAGUAACUCGACCGUCUGCGAUCCCUAUACUGGUCACUGCAUUUGCAAAGAGGGAGUCUUCGGACAGCAUUGCGAUCAAUGCAAAGACCUUCACUACGGGUUUUCUACCUCAGGAUGCAAAUUCUGCGAUUGCUACGCGCCUGGAUCCCACGAGCAACAGUGUGAUGUUGAGACAGGUCAAUGCAAGUGCUAUCCACAUGUUAUCGGCCGCCGGUGCGAUAAGUGCGAGAGCGGUUUCUGGAACAUUCAGACCGGGGCUGGAUGCGAACCUUGCAAUUGCAAUUCCGUCGGAGCGUCGGGACCCUCCUGUGACAUUCGGACCGGACAGUGUAUCUGCAAGCCCGGCGUCGGAGGGAAGAAAUGCGAUGUUUGUUUGCCGAACCACCGCAAGUUCGGUCCCCAAGGCUGUUUCAAAUGCGAGCCUUGCGACGCACCGGGACACGUGUGCGAUGAAGAAACAGGAAGCUGUAUCUGUCCGAAAAACACAGGCGGACCGGACUGUUCGCGCUGUAAGGAAGGCUACUUCGGUUACAUACCGCAGGAAGGAUGUCGACCCUGCGAUUGUAAUUCGGUCGGAUCGCUGAGCGUCGACUGUGAUGGGAACGGACAGUGUCGUUGCAGAGAAGGUUUCGAAGGCGUCAAGUGCGACAAAUGCACUUUCGGCCAUUAUGGAUUCCCCCACUGCAGACGAUGCGAAUGUAACCUCGAGGGAACCAAGCCCGAGCAGUGCCGAAACGGCAUUUGCGGCUGUGACGACGACGGCUACUGCCACUGCAAGGAGAACGUCGAAGGAACAAAAUGCGACACCUGCAAACCAGGAGCUUUCGCUUUGCAAUACGAUAAUCCGAGAGGUUGUACCGAGUGCUUUGUUUUCGGACGCACUUAUCCCCCCAAGUGUACCCAGUCUCCGUUCGUGUGGUCGGAGAAAUCGAUGGUCCUCCCGUACGAAGUGACUUUCAGGACUGGAGGAUCUAGAGAUAAACCUCUACCAACGCGCGAGGGCUUCACACACAUUCCGAUGACAACCAACAGAACCACGGUCACGGUCGAAGUGCCCUUCAUGCUGAGCAAGCCUCUCUACUGGGAACUGCCGGAGCAGUUCCUGGGGGACAAAGUUCGCGCGUACAACGGUCUAUUGAAAUUCAAGAAAACAUCUCAAUCGAGCGACGUGUUCCCGGAGAGAGUGCUGGAUAACCAUCCGCUCGUUGUACUUUUCGGGAACUUCCGUUUACGCCUCGCGCACAAACCACCGAAACAGGAACGACCGUUCCGCAACGGACAUUACAGCGUGCGACUUCACGAGGACGAAUGGAUGGACUUGGAUAAUCCGCGGGUGAACGUCACUCGACCAAUGCUGAUGGUGGCGCUGCAGAAAAUCGAUCAUUGGAUGAUACGAGCAACAGAAGGCUCGGACGUGAAAUUCGCGAGUCUUGAAGACGUCGUCCUGGAGUACGCUGUCCCCGAAGAGCAAGGCAUCAUAUCAGGAGUUUUGCCGAGAAUCGCCUACGGAGUCGAGCUCGGUUUUUGUCCCCGGGAAUACACCGCGUCUUCGUGCCAGGAUCCUGCGCCUGGCUACUAUCGCAAGCGCAAGCCAAAUUUCCUGGACAGCAAGGACAUACUCGAUCUCGUCGGCUGGGCCGAACCCUGCGAGUGCAAUGGAAUGGCUAGCGAGUGCGACAAGGAAACCGGAGUCUGUUUCAACUGCCGAGACAACACAGUGGGAGAUCACUGUGAAAAAUGCGCUCCCGGUUUCUACGGAGAUCCUGUUCGAGGCAUCGCUUGCAAUCCGUGCGCGUGUCCCAGACCCGACAACUCGUUUUCCGACACUUGUGAAUACCGUGGGGAAGACUUCAGACAAUACGUCUGCACCAACUGUCAGAAAGGAUACACGGGACUCCGUUGCGAAAUCUGCGCUGACGGUUACUACGGUGAUCCGAACGUUGUGAACGGAACUUGCAAGGCCUGCAACUGCAAUCCAUACGGAACAAUCCAGGGUGGAGUCUGCGAUAAGAAGAACGGUCAAUGUCCCUGUAUUCCUGGAAUCUCGGGACGGGAUUGUACGGUUUGUCCACGACGGCACGUCUUCACAGAAUUCGGCUGCAAAUCUUGCGAUGACACCUGUACUGGAGCGCUGCUCAACGAUAUUGAGCAGAUGUUCGACUGGUUGAACCAUAUCGAUAUUAAUGAGCUCCUCAAAGCCCCGUGGUACAAUCUACUUCGUCUAAGCGAUUCCUUGCGGCGCACGAAAAAUGCUAUGGACGACUAUCGCGGUCAGAUUGAGGAAGCCGAAGGAAUUCUCCGGGAGUCCCUGUUUUCCAUAAACUUGGAGAGCCGCAUCCAGUCCAUCAACUACCAGCUCCAAACAAUUUUCAAUCAGAAAAUUCCCCGGGUGCGAAGCGACCUCCACGAGAUCGAGGUGCACCACAAGAAACAGAGGGUCGAGAUCGAAGACGAGUACAAACUCGUACAGCAUUUGGUAGAACUCAUGAAAAAGUACGGCUUCGGACCGGGAAGCACGACGUCCGCAGUCGAGAGGAUGUACCGGGAAGCCGAGGCUUGGCUAGAGUUCAUCCUAUCGGUUCGACGGGAAGUGGCUCCGCUCCCCGAGGAGGCUCUACGAGAGCUCAGGCAGGCGAACGGACUUAUCGAUCGAAUCCGAAACGCCGUGUUUGAUGAGGGAGCCCUGAGAGCACUCCUGCAACGUCUGAACAUUUUGCAAGAGCUGCUGAAAAGUGCCCUGACCUUGAUCAUCGAGAAAGGCCAGAACCCGACAAAGGAGGCUCUUGGAAUAAUUGAUGGACAAAUGCGAGUCUUCCAGUCCUUAAUUAGGAUGAUCGCUGCUAUCAACGAGGCUAGCAGUAAAACCACGGGUAUGAUCGCUAAGGCCGACACUCUACUGACGGAAAUCCGGAAACUCCUGAGAGCUCUCCAGCUGAAAUUCGACGAAAUUCCUGGCCUGACGACGGCCAUCGUGAAGAGAUCCGACGAAGUGGAAAAAAGACGCGCCAUUCUUUACCGACUCAACCCAGAGUACCGAAUCAAAUACGUGGAGAAAUGCAUUGCGCAUUCCAACGCGAUGACUGCCGAAAUUGAUCGCAUCUCGAGAAUGUUCCAGCAAACGGCUCUGCAAUCACUCAAGCCGCAAGAGGCCGCCAAAGUCUACCAGCUCUUGAUACAAGAGAUCAGGGCGGCCGCCGACGCAGUUCGUGACGCCGAAGUUGCCUUCGAAAUGGCCAGGGAAAAAUCCCAUCCUAGGGGAGGCGAGAGUCUCCUCCAAAUGGCCGAGAGAUCGUUGACAAUCAGCAAAGCAUUGUUGGCCGAUGCGAAGAAUCUCAAGGAUCGAGAGUUGCCCGGAGUGCACGAUUCGCUCCGGAACAAGAAAAGGUUGCUCUCGGACGCCGAUGUUCUCAUUGGGGAAAUAAUGAGGUUGCUCAAGGCCAUUCCACCACUCGAUCAAGUAAUAACUUCGUUCACCGAGUGGGACCCGAACGAUCCUAAAUAUAAGACGCUCCAAGACCAAGUGGCCUUCACUCGGCAACGCGUGGCCAAUUUAGUGCGGAGCAUUGAAAUCAUCAAAACUCGAGUGGAAGAGCUCUACGGCGGAUCAUCGGCGGGACUCGACGAUAUCGACAGAAUUCUGGAGGAAAUUAAGGGCGGCAUUGGACGAGUUCUGCAAGCGACAUCGGCUACUGAAGAGAAAGUCAAGCGCCUCGAGGAAAAAGAAAUCGAGUUCGGCGCGAACCUUGACGCCCUCCGGCGAAAGAUCCUCAACGCCCGACAGAAAGCCUCCAGCAUCCGAGUUUCCCUGAAUGGAAAAGACAACGGAGUCUGUCACCGAACAUUCCGACCGAUGAUGCAUUUCCCGACUUCGACAACCAUCGAAAUGACUUACUCGAUAAGCUCCGAAGCUGCAAACAGUCUGUUGUUCAUUGCGGCGAACACGCGCGGCAAGAAUGACUUCAUCGCUGUGGAAAUGGUCAAUCGACGAAUCAAAUGCAGUUGGAACAUCGGCGACGAGACCGUUUCUGUGGAGAACGAGCUGCGGAUCGAUAAUUCCGAUACCAGAUACAAUAAAGAGCCUAACUGGUACGACAUUGUCGUCGAGAGGACCAGGAACGUGGUUUCGCUCUACGUCAAGAGACGCAAGGAUAAUUUCAUCCUGAUGGCGAGAGGAAGCACUAGUCCUGAACGCGGUCAGCAGGUCAUAGACUCAAGCUCGUACUACAGUAUCGGCUCGAUACCCUCAAACAUCACGGCCUCGAGACAGUUGGUAGCCCAUAACUUCGUCGGCUGUCUCGCUAGUCUCAAAGUGGAUGGCAAACAGAUUGGUCUGUGGGACUUCCACUCCAACAGGGGCUGCGGCGGUUGCGUUGAGGGUCCCACAAAGGAGACUAAACAAGGGGUGUAUCAGUUCAGCGGCAGCGGAUACUCGAUCGUUGAUCAACCCUCGACGUACCGCGACAAGAAUUAUUUCGUACAGUUCGCUUUCCGGACUCUCGAUGAGAACGCACUCCUAUUCUUCGCGCCCAACAGAGCCGUUGGCGAUUAUUUCGCCAUUUUCCUCCGCGAUGGACAUGUGGUCUUUCGAUUCCGGGUGGGUCAGCACGACCUCGAGGUGUACACUGAGCGCAGAUACAAUGACGGCAAGUGGACGGUCGUUUCUGCCGAGAAGAAUCAACUCGACGGCAUCCUCUCAGUGAUACCCAAGGACGGAUAUCCCGAAAGGCUGACGGAGCAAAUGCGCCCGUCGGCCCAGUCUGCCCUGCCGUCUCUGCGACAGGCAAAGCUCUACUUCGGCGGAAUGCCACCAGUUUUCCCGUCGGCAAGAUUCUCAGAUCGGGUGAUUCUCGACGCCUUCCUCGGAUGUAUCAAGGACACCCAAUUGUAUUCGUCCGGCGUUGAUCUGAUGAAGACGUCGCACGGGGUCGAACUCGGCUGCGAAGUGAAGAAAAUUCCGGCGGUGAGCUUUGACGGCAAGUUAGGCAACUACGUGGAAUUGAAGAGCCACAAGCUACUCGAGCAAGGAAACUUCGGCUUCACCUUCGCUACAGAGAAGCCCGACGGUCUGCUCAUGCUGAGCACGUUCCUCACGCGAUCCAACGUCGAUAGAAGCCUGCGUGAGAAUUACUAUUCUGUUUCACUGAAGGAAGGACAUCUGAUUUUCAAAUUCGGUGUCGGCGAGAACCAUGGCGAGGUACAAUAUCGAACCAAGGAGACUUACAACGACGGCCGGCUGCACACGGUGUCAGUGCAUCGGGUUUCGAGAAAAAUCUCCAUCAAUGUCGAUGACGGUCGCUUCGGAACCCGGGAAGCGUUGCGUCUGCCAGCAGGUAUCGGAGACAUCAUGGCUCCCGGUGACGUGGGUGGCCUAUUCCUUGGAGGAUGCAGGACCGAUCUCAACACAGCGCACCAAGUCGCGACAUCCACCGCGUUCCAGGGAGUCAUAAAAGAUGUCAUCUUCAACGAUAACAUAGUCGGCUUCGAAGACCCAAUCAAUCAUAGGCACGCGAAGAUCGGCAGGGAAUUGGCGGAGAUGAAGAGUUACAUCGACCAUGAGGAGGACCUCGUGGAAGAACGAAUCACGGAGCACUGGCACACCGUGAGCUCUUCUCACGACACCGCGAAAGUGGGCCGCUGCAACAACGUACCUCACGAGAGCUUCGAGCCGAACGCGAUGGCUUUCGGAGAAUCUGUCCACUCGCAUAUCUCCUAUCCGAUCGAGGUCAGCCAGUGGCGACGAGAUUUCAGCAUUCGUUUUGAAGUCAAGGCUCAUCACCACUCGGGUCUUUUGGCGAUGUUGCGGAACAGCAAGCACGGCAAUCACAUCGCGGUCUUACUUCGAGACGGGCACAUUGUCGUCCAGCACAGGGACCGCCACAGGAACAUCAAGGAAAUUCAGUCCUCGUCGGCCGGAUUCGCUGACGAAAGAUGGCACAUCGUGAGCGUGCGCAAAGCGAACGAGACGGUCACACUCGAGGUCGACGACGUGGAGCAAGGAGUUGUGGAAGUUAAGAGGAACAUGCCCGUAUCUGCCCCGCUGUACGUGGGCGGUUUGCCCAUGUCCGUCCUGACUACCGCCGGCUUCUCGUCGGAUCCGUCGAUGUCGUCCGUGCACGGCUGCAUGUCGAAGCUCGAGUUGAACGGGCAGACAAUCGAUAUGCAGACCUCGACAAGGGUCACCAGGUACAACGCUGGUCCUUGUCCGACGAAAACUCGUCGAGGCGCCCAUUUCCGAGGGGACGCAUACGCAACCUACACCAAACGCUUCGAAUUCGCCGAAACGGUCCGCGUGGAACUGAAUAUUAAAACGAACGCGAAGGACGCUGUGCUCGUUUCAUAUACAUCCGAAUCGGAGAGACCGACAUUCUCUCUGGAGAUAUUCAACGGACAGCUCGUCGCAGCUUUGGACGUCGGAACGAUCAAGGAUCCCUUGACCUUGCGAGCGAAUACAACGCUCAAUUGCAAUCGCGAUUGGCAUCCCGUGCGAGCUUCGUUCGGAUUACGUCAAGUCUGGCUACAACUGGAUGACGAACGUCCUGUUGUCACAUCAGCGCCGGAAAGCUUUGCAUUACCUCCCGAACACGAGCUCACAAGAGGCCCUCUCUAUAUCGGAGGUCUCCCGUACACCGCGGAUAGAGGUGUCAUUUUAGCACAGAAAAAUCUCGUUGGGUGCAUUAGUGAUAUGAGCAUUGCAGGCGAGCCCGUUUCCUGGGGAAGCUUGCGGGAGGCGGUCCAUGUUCGACACCACAUGUGCCCCGAUUUUUGA